This is a messenger RNA of Fusarium venenatum, 666 nucleotides long. The record is from RefSeq and is a predicted model, not a curated record. NCBI's taxonomy places the organism in Eukaryota, Fungi, Ascomycota, Sordariomycetes, Hypocreales, Nectriaceae.
AUGUCUGGUAGCGCUCUUAUUGCGAAGGCAAACAACAUUAUUCGCGUCCUUGACAAAGACCGUAGAGACGCGUCUUUCAGAGCACUUUCGAAUAUGAUAUCGACCGAUAUUGCCGAACAAACAUAUGCCCAGAUCCUCGAUGGACUACCAACUGAAGAUUCACUCUUGGAGGGCUCCCCUUAUAUAGAAGGCCAUCCUGUCUUUGAGUUGGAGCAGACUCGGAUCUGUGAGAGGUUUCUUGAAAAGGCACGUAGAAUGUGCGCUACUCUUGAUCCUUAUAAUAUGCAAUUUGAUGGACAUGAUGCCAAUAUGGGUUCUAAAGAAUACAAUAUUCGUCUUGUUGAACUCACACUUGUUGCCUGUCAUCAAAUAGUUGCCUACUUCUUCAAUCUUGACGAUAGAGCACACAAUCAUCAACUUUACCAGAACUGGGCACAGCAACGACGAAUGGAACAAACUUUGACAUUGGAAGUCAGAGAUAUUAUUCCACCCUCUGCAUUCUUGCAUACAUCAUACACAUAUUUCCACCAAUAUCCCCAAGGACUUGCAGACGUUGUUGGAUACUGGGCAGAAGGACGGAUAUUUGGUGGUGUUGCCGUUUUUGACCGUGGCGAGACCGAGUCAGAUAUGUUACCCGUACAUGAAACGAAGACACAAGUCUCAUAA